Plectropomus leopardus (leopard coralgrouper) is the source of this 3067-nucleotide messenger RNA. Lineage: Eukaryota; Metazoa; Chordata; Actinopteri; Perciformes; Serranidae. The record is from RefSeq and is a predicted model, not a curated record.
UUUCUUUUAAGCGACAGGGUGUCUAGACACACACGUGACCGGGCGCGUCAAUGCGCACUGGAGACUGGAGACGGAGCAAGGGCACCCAAACCAUCCGCCUCAUUUACAGACAGAGAGCCUUCUCACCCCCCUCGAGAUCACUCGUCGGCUCGCUUUUCUUUCACACUCAGACACGGAAACUUCGUGUGCGAUACGAGGUUGGAUUAUUUUAUCUUUAAAGGAUUCUCGGCGACACUAAAAUAGGUUACGAGGAGGCUCGGUGCGUGGACGUAAACCCGAGGGUCUCUCUGUUUCUCUCUCUGGCUUUUCAACUCGGGUGAGAGAUUCAGUCCUGGAUUUUGCUCCCUGACUCUUUGGACGAGGCUCACUCUUGCCAGCAGACCACAUCCUCUGCAGACGAGUGGCAUAUUUAGACGAUAACGGAUAAAAAAAAAAAAAGCCUCCGCGAGCCUGCUGGAGAGCCAGUCGGAUCAAGGAUUUUGUGGAUUAAUGCUCUUGAAGACACGGCGGCAAGCUUCGGUUUUCAUGGGAUAAUUGUGAUAGCGUUUAGGCUUAAUUAGGCCCCAGUUUGUCUCGUUUCUACCACAGCUAAUGCGCACAGAUUAAAAAAAAGAUGUUUUGACAUUGUUUUUAUGCUAAAAAUCGGCACGGAGAUUGUUUUUUAAAGGGGUCAGUCCUCCGCGCUAUAGGCUGCACAUCACCAAUAAUUGUACCAGGCUACAUGCUGUUGUAGCAGAGGUGUACAAGCUGCUAGAUUCAUUUUUUUACAGGCUCGUCUUAAACGCCUGGAAGUGAUGGUUAUUUAUCCCCGAAGGACAAGCUGACUGUCCCGCGAAACUCGACUGCUUUUCGGUGAUCAAGUCUGCAGGAGACGGCAACAGAGACUGGCGUAUGCUACAGAUUUCCUCUGCUUAUCCAGCUCCCAGUUUUUCCACCGUAUUUUCUCAGGCUGCUUGUCAUUGCCUGGACUCGGAUCCCGGAAUCUUCAUGAUUUGCGGACACCAUGCUCGUUUUUUAGCCGGGGAACCCUCUUUUCGUCCCGCAUGUUUAGGACCAAACGAUCGGGGCUCGUCCGGCGACUCUGGAGGAGCCGUGCGCCCGUGGAGGGCGACGGGGAGGCGGAUAGAGGGACGCAUGGCUCCGGGGGCUGCUGCAUGGGCAAAACGACAAAGGUGGCCAAGUCCAACGCCGGGUCGGAGGCUGAAUUGAAGGCGUUGACCCACUCGAUACUGAAAAAGAUCAAAGAGAAACAAUUAGAGGUGCUUUUGCAGGCGGUGGAGUCCAAGGGGGGUGCCCGGAGCCCCUGCUUGCUCCUGCCCAGCAAAGUGGACGCCAAAGUGGGUCAACAGUCUUACUCUCUCCCCAUGCUGCUCUACAAAGUGUUCAGGUGGCCGGACCUCAGGCAUUCCUCGGAGCUCAAGAGGCUGUCUUGCUGUGAAUCCUACGGGAAAAUCAACCCAGAGCUCGUUUGCUGCAACCCGCACCACAUGAGCAGACUUUGUGAACUCGAGUCUCCUCCUCCUCCAUAUUCGCGCUAUCCCAUGGACUAUCUUAAACCACCAGAUUCUCCAGACUCUGGACCUUCAUCCAGUGAUACUGGGGGAACGACAUACUCGGCCCCUGUGGGGCUUUCAGGUAAAUAUUCCAACAAAUUUCUUUUUCUGCCAUCCCUCCCUUUUUGAAAAUUGUAUUAUUUCCCUCCUCUGUGCAUUCCUCUCACCACACACACUCAUCUCCCCUCCAUACUUGUGAUGAUGAGGCAGUGAUUGUGGGGGCCCCUGCUUCCCCUCUGUAAUAAAAAAAAAAAAAACAGUGAAGGAGGGUGGUGUAUUUCUCCAACAUCCACAUAAAGUCCUCCCUCCUGGCUCUUUGAACAACGCUCCUCUCUUCUUUGGACUGACAUGCGAGUGUUUGUUUGGGUGUGUUUGUGCAUACAGGGGAUGUCUUCGUGGACAGUUAACUCUCCUCUGGGCUCCGUGUGUGGAUAAGAGUGAGACACAGGCGCCUUUCUUUCUUCCAUCUCUCAUGCAGGACUUGUUUCGCGCUUCCUCAGCUUUUCUCCCAUAAUCCCCUUUGGCAGCGUUGCCUUCCUUACCCAGCGCCCUGUCCGCAGGCUACAGAAUAAGAUGGUGCUCACAGGAGAGAGAAAGAGAGUUUGCUCUCCUGUGCCUGCUCUGUGCUGUUCUCUGCUUUCCUCCGCCUCAGAUGGUUCUCAUUACUGGGCCUUUAAAGCCUGUUUUAUGUCAGUUGGUGUUCGCUGCCCAUUUCCCCCCCUCCUUUGUUUGGUGGUAGGGGGGUUAGCUUGACUGCCUGCAUGUGUGUGUGCGCGCGUGUGUGUGUGUGUCCUGAGAUGGGGGAAGAGAUCGGAGCUUACAAGAACAAAACAAAAAAAUUUCUCCUUAGUCUUCCUCUCCUCUCCUCCGCACCUUCAGAUGGACAUUAAAGUCCUCCUUGCGUGCAUUAACUAAAGACACAUUUCAGUUCAAACUGUGAAACCCUAGAACUGGAGUCUUAACAGGCGCCCCCACGCUCCCCUCCUCCCUCCCUCAGCAAGGCGUACCCUCCUCCUCCUCCCCUGUUUUCCUUCCUGGCGAGGAUGACAUGGCAGCGGCGGCCAGCGCUCCACUGAAUGGGCCUCCUCAGUAAAAGUAGCAAAGGUAGAAAGGCCAGGGCGGGAUGGCCGAAGCGCCCUGCCAUCAUGAUUUCCCUGGCAGGCCAAGAAAAAAAAAGGCUGCUCCAUUCCCUCUCAUACUCCCUCCCUGCCUCUCCCUCUCUCCCUGCUUCCCUCCUUCACUCCUUCACUCCCUCCCUCUGGGGCCCUGACAAAAGAAACAUGGCUCUCCCAGAGGCCCACUGCUGACCUUCUAAUUCACUCACUCUGCCCUUUUUAUGUUCUUCUCCAGACAUAUUUACAGAGAGGAAGGAGGAAGAAUGAGGAGGGUGGCAGAGACUUGAAGUCAGCUGUUACUUUUUUCGCAUUGUACUAAAAUAAUUAAGUGCGUGUUGACGUUGAGAAAAAAAGUGGAUUGGUGAAGCAGUUUUAGCCUUGCUAUUGAAUUAGAUUGAA